Messenger RNA from Capra hircus (goat), 863 nucleotides. It is a transcript of the gene TMEM242, whose product is annotated as transmembrane protein 242. The record is from RefSeq and is a predicted model, not a curated record. Lineage: Eukaryota; Metazoa; Chordata; Mammalia; Artiodactyla; Bovidae. The coding region runs from base 31 to 456 and encodes 141 amino acids. The transcript has 4 exons.
CUCCGGACGCAGUAGCGAAGGCUCAGAAACAUGGAGGCGGGGGACACGGGGACUGCUGGACCGUCCUCUCGGCCGGAGGCCUCGGUGUCUGCCGAUGACCGGCUUUUCCUGGUUAAAGGUGGAAUUUUCCUUGGUUCUGUUGCUGCAGCAGGAAUGCUAGCUGGAUUUGCCACAACAUUGUCUUUGGCUAAAAAGAAAAGUCCUGAGUGGUUCAAUAAGGGAAGUAUGGCCACAGCUGCCUUACCAGAGAGCGGGUCUUCCCUGGCCUUGCGAGCCCUGGGCUGGGGCUCACUUUAUGCCUGGUGUGGGGUCGGUGUGAUCAGCUUCGCAGUCUGGAAGGCUUUAGGAGUGCACAGUAUGAAAGACUUUCGAAAUAAAAUGCAGUCAAUAUUUCCAGUAAUUCCCAAGAACUCUGAGUCGGCUGUUGAGUGGGAGGAAGCACUGAGAUCCAAAUGAGAGGAGCAUGGUGGAUGAAGUCUGGACGAGUGCUACGGGGAAGGCUGGCUUUGGAGCUCUCACAGCCCCGAAGGGACUCAAGUGAGUUCUCCUCAGGAACACACACAGUCGCUGACUGAGCCUCUGGGACGGACGGCGUUCAGUGUCCUCACAGAGGCCUGCCGUCAUGACUGGGCGCUGCUCCUUUACAGCUGAUCUGGUUACAUUCACAGGAGGGGGAGGGGGUUAGGGUUAGCAAAGUUUGAAAAGUUAGGAAGACUGUUCAAAAUAAUUGCAUGGGUACCUUCUCUAGGUAAAGGAAAUCCCAGGGGAAAUACUUUUAUGACUGUAAAGUUGAAAGCCAAGUUUUCUACCUGAAAAUAAUAAUGUAUGAUGGAAAAUCUUUAUAAACAGACAGUGGUACCUCA